Messenger RNA from Megachile rotundata (alfalfa leafcutting bee), 2353 nucleotides. RefSeq names its product palmitoyltransferase Patsas (gene Patsas). The record is from RefSeq and is a predicted model, not a curated record. NCBI's taxonomy places the organism in Eukaryota, Metazoa, Arthropoda, Insecta, Hymenoptera, Megachilidae.
ACACUUUAACUGUUUUAAUAAUUUAGAUCACGGUACGACAUACACAUAGUUAUAAUAUCUUUUAUAUAAUAUGUCUUAUGACCUAAUUGUUAGCAUUGCUUUCGAAGAUGAAACGGUACAAUAAAAUAAAAUGUUGAGUACGCAGGCGUUCGUUCAACUACAGUAUUGAUUUGAAUGCGCAAUAUCACGUAGCUAUGGUCUCAUUUCGAAAUGCGGACAUUGCUGCUGUUAACUAGUCAAAUUGUCGUGUACGGAAGGUAUUGUUUCUGACUUAUUGUAAUAAACAAAAAGGUGUUCGACAAAAAGGAAAUUGGAAAACAUGGUAGGACCAAAUGUUUCUUUGUGACUAACCGUUUCGGAAGGUGGGACAACACAGGGCGCAUCCUUUAGGACACCUUCCGAACACGAGCGAGUAAAUACGGAACUCGCAACGCUUUGUAAGGUGUAUCCUGUAAGCCCUGUAACGGGGCCCGGGGCAGCAAGGUCCGUAUGGGAAUUAAGUCCCGAUCCCGACAUGGUCGGGCAUCUACCAAAUACUCCAAUUUCUAGCACCACUCAUCAAAAUCAUAGAUCUACUAAGGGUUCUGAAUUGCAGCAGAGAAAUGGCCCUGAUGAUAAUAUUUAUGCCGACGAAACUGCUCCCGGCCAAACGCCAUCUAAUGAAACCAAACAAAUUUUUGAACUUCUUAGAUCCGGUGAAAUUACGGCCGUAGAUGAAUUAGUAGAAAAGAAUGGUUUAAGCGUAUUGAGCGCAAGGGAUGAAUGGGGAUAUACUCCUGCCCAUUGGGCUGCUUUGGAUGGAAAUAUUGAAGUAAUGAGAUACUUAAUAGAACGAAAUGGACCAGUAGAUCUUUCUUGCCUCGGAACUCAAGGACCACGACCAAUACAUUGGGCUUGCCGAAAGGGUCAUAGCGCGAUAGUUCAACUGUUACUGAAGGCGGGAGUUGCUGUUAAUGCAGCAGAUUUUAAAGGUUUAACUCCUCUGAUGACUGCUUGUAUGUUCGGAAAAUUUGCAACGGCGGCAUUUUUAUUAGGGUCCGGUGCAUUAGGACACUUAACAGAUAUAAACGGCGACACUGCCCUUCAUUGGGCUGCGUAUAAAGGCCAUGCAGAAUUGAUAAGGUUACUUAUGUACAGUGGAGUAGAUUUACAAAAGCCAGAUUAUUUUGGAUCUACACCAUUGCACUUGGCGUGUCUUUCUGGUAACAUUAGUUGCGUUAAGAUAUUGUGUGAGAAGAGUAAAAUUGAAUUAGAACCCCGUGAUAAGAACGGUAAAACACCAUUGCAAUUGGCGAAAAGUCAUAGACAUUCGGAAAUCAUAAGGAUACUUCAAGCUGAACAGAAACGAAGGUCUAGGUGGAUUCCACCUAUCAAUGAACUUUGGGCAUUAUUAUUCGGUGGUGCUGGGAACAGUAAAGGUCCUAUAUUAUUAUUUAUGAUAUCUGUCCUCUUAUGGGGAUAUCCAAUGUAUUUAUUAAAAUGCAUCCCGUUAACGUGGAAUCUUCUACGCGGUAGUCAUUACUGCUUCAUUUAUUGGAAUAUUGUUAUGUGGAUUUCGUGGAUUGUAGCAAACAGAAGAGACCCUGGUUACAUACCACAGAACAGCGAAACCUAUUACAGAGCAAUUAAACAAAUCCCAUACUUUGAUAAAUGGAAGAAAAGAAACGUGUUGUUAUCUCGAUUAUGUCACAGCUGUAGAUGUUUCAGACCACUAAGAGCUAAACAUUGCAGAAUAUGUAACAGAUGUGUUACGUAUUUUGAUCACCAUUGUCCAUUUAUAUACAACUGUGUGGGUUUAAGAAAUAGAAUGUGGUUUUUCCUGUUUGUAAUGUGCAUAGCAAUAAAUUGUUCAUUUACAAUUUACUUUGCUUGCUACUGUAUGGCAAUUGAAGGAAUCCAAUUACUAUAUGUAUUGGGUGUAAUAGAAGCUUUGGUGUUCUGUGGACUUGGAUGGAUUUUAACAUGCACUUCGGUAUUACAUGCUUGUAUGAACUUGACAACGAACGAAAUGUUUAAUUAUAAACGAUAUUCAUAUUUAAGAGAUAAAAAAGGAAGAUACUUGAAUCCAUUUAGUAGAGGUCCUGUUCUUAAUUUUAUCGAGUUCUUUCUUUGCCCUCCAAAUCACCAGGCAAAUGAUCCUCAAAAUUACCAAAUACUUUCAGAAGAUAUCAUGUGAGCUAUUACAAAAUCACUAUUUUAAUAGCAAUAUUCCACUUCUAAAAAUAAAAAUAUUUGAUUAUACAAUUACAUAAUUAUACAAUAUCUGCACUCAACUUACCAAUGCCUUUAAUAUUAUCGCUUUUUAUAUAUAAUAUUAAACAUACAACAUAAUGAUUCAAUAAAUAAUUUAUUA